UGUUCAUUAAGCAGCUUAUGCUAAAACCCGUCAUCUUCUGAAUUUUGUUCGAAGGUCGUUCUCCUCAGCGAUGGAGAGCCAGCUAACGACCAGCCAUGGUGAAAAACGAUAUUCAUGUGAGAUUUGUUCAAAGUUAUAUUCCACUGCUUCAGUUUUAAAGGCACAUUACAGGAUCCAUACUGGUGAAAAGCCCUAUUCCUGUGACUAUUGUUCAAAGUCAUUUUCUCAUCCUUCAGACCGACGAAAACAUUUGAGACUCCAUACUGGCGAGAAACCCUAUUCGUGUAAGUUGUGUCCUAAGGCCUUUUUUUAUAAUGUAGAUUUAAAGAAACACUUGAGAGUCCAUUCUGGCGAAAAACCUUAUUCGUGUGAACAUUGUUCGAAGGUAUUUACUCAAAUUUCAAACCUGCACAGACAUUUGAGACUCCAUACUGACGAAAAACCCUAUUCGUGUGAAUACUGUAGUAAAGCAUUUCCUAGCUCUUCAAAUCUACAGCGUCAUUUGAAAUCCCACACAGAAGAAAAACCUUAUUCAUGUGACCAUUGCCCCAAAAGAUUUUCUGAAGCUUACCGUUUAAAGGAACACGUGUUGCCACAUAAGCGUGAAAAGAUAUAUUCAUGUUCGUACUGUGCAAAACAGUUUCCUAAUGUUGGAUAUUUAAAGAGCCAUUUACGGCGACAUGACGGAGAAAGAACCUUUUCGUGCCAGUAUUGUUCAAAGGCCUUUUUUGAAAAUAGAGAUUUAAAGCAACAUAUGAAAAUCCAUGCUGAUGAAAAACCGCAUUCGUGUGAAUAUUGCUCAAAGACAUUUGUUACCGCUGGAGAGUUAAAGACUCAUUUGAGAACCCAUACUGGUGAGAAACCUUAUGUCUGUGAGAUUUGUGCGAGAGCCUUUUCUCAAACUUCAAAUUUAUGGGUUCAUAUGAGUGUGCAUGCAAAUAAAAAACGAUAUUCCUGUGAAUAUUGUCCGAAAGGAUUUUGUCGAAGCGAUCGUUUAAAGGCACACAUGAGAGUACAUAAUAACUGAAAGACAAGUUUAUGUGACAUUUGAUUAAAAAUGUUUCCUGCUAGAUGAUGCAUGAGAAUGCAAGAGUACAUACUAACUGAAAGACAAGUUUAUGUGACAUUUGAUUAAAAGUGUUUCCUGCUAGAUGAUGCAUGAGAAUGCAAGAGUACAUACUAACUGAAAGACAAGUUUAUGUGACAUUUGAUUAAAAGUGUUUCCUGCUAGAUGAUGCAUGAGAAUGCAGUUGAACUGGUUUAUAAAAAAAACUAGCUGCAAAACCCGGCGUUGCUCGGGUUAAAAUACAUUGCAUGUUUAAUGGUACAUAAAAUAUUUAAGAAUUCUC
Messenger RNA from Uloborus diversus, 1349 nucleotides. RefSeq names its product zinc finger protein 726-like. Gene Ontology annotation, biological process: regulation of transcription by RNA polymerase II. The transcript has a single exon. Gene Ontology annotation, molecular function: DNA-binding transcription factor activity; RNA polymerase II cis-regulatory region sequence-specific DNA binding. The record is from RefSeq and is a predicted model, not a curated record. Bases 71 to 1027 code for a protein of 318 amino acids. Lineage: Eukaryota; Metazoa; Arthropoda; Arachnida; Araneae; Uloboridae.